AUGCAUCGAUUGAAAGCAAACAUCUCGCGCCGGUUGCAUCGUUCUCGACAUAAAGAGCCUGCUGCCGACAAUCAGUCCAUGUCACCGGACUGCAAGCUAAGUGACACCAUUGAACCCGCAAAGGAGCUCUCACAGAAGAGAAGUACGUCUGCAUCGGGUGAGGUGUUGAUCACAAAUAAGAAUCAGCAUGAAGAAGCUGUGCCUCGAAACCUUAGAGAGAAGAGAAGGUCGCUAUCAGUCAGCGACACCCGACGUGAAGUCAGCAGUGUCAUAGGUGAUGAUAAGACCCCCGAUUCCAGCUUGCCCGAUUAUUCGAAGGAGCUAAAUGGCGACAAGAAAGUACCUCGAAAUCUCUGGAAGGACUCGUUUGACAAGCUCUCUCAGAAAACACAAGGUCACCUUCGAGAAUUGGGCUACGAACCGAGAUUUGACACAAAGCAAGAAGGAGAUCUGGAUGUUCUGCUUAAGGACCUCCAGGAGAAGAGGGAAUUUCGCGAUAAGGAGGCCUGGAAGUUCAAGAAUGAUCAUCUUGUGCGAGACUACGCUGCCACAUGCGCGACGUGGGUGAAGCGGAUCGGGGACCUUGUCGUUCCGUUCGCACCCUCGCAAGCUGCAGGGCCCUGGGGGUUGAUCAAGGCGGCUUUGGAGAUCCCGGUAAACCUUGCUGCUAAGAUGACCGCCUUACUUGGUGCUGUAGAGCGAAUUCUGCAGGCCGCAUAUCGUGGCAGACUAUAUGAGUCCGCUUAUGCGACUGAAAACGCUAAGGAGAAAGAGCUCGCUGAUACUGCUCAGGCAUGCAGUGCAGCGCAAGGUCAAAAGGCAAUACAGCACCUACAGGACAUUCAAGGGCACCUACCCCGCAUAGAGGGCCAGGUUGUAGAAUGUCUGAAGGAGCUUAAGGACCGGGAGGCUAGGGAGAUACUAGAAUGGGUCUCAACGGUCAAAUAUAGGGCUCAUCAUAAUAGUGUGCGCAACAAUCGGACACUAGGCACGGGUGAAUGGCUCUUACAAAAAGAUGCAUUCCGAGACUGGGAAGAAAGCAAUUCUUCGGCAGUAUUAUGGUUGCGAGGGUCUCACGAAGGGUUUGCCUACUUCUACUGCAACCGGUUCGAGGACAUUCGAACACGGCCCCUUGCCGUGGCGCAGAGCUACGUGCGUCAGCUAGCCUCUUCCGCAAAGGAAACCAGUUCAAACCAGGCCUAUUCGAAGUACAUACAAUCUAUACUUGAAUCCACUUACGAGGACUUACGUAUGGAUUGUGCCGAUCUGGACUUGAAAUACUGCAGGGAAUUGAUGUCAAAAUACCUGAACAUUUACCCCCGAACUACAUUGGUGUUGGACGCUUUCGACGAAUGCGAUCCUGCUUCGCGUGGUGACCUCCUUGAGCUGUUUACAGACUUGCUUUGUAACAGUACAAGACCAAUCAAGCUGUUCAUUGCAAGCCGUCCUGAUGGAGAUGUUCAGCAGCAGGUUCGCUCGCAUCCAAACAUCGAGAUUCAGGCGACCGAUAACCAGCAGGACAUUCAGGCCUACAUCAACCAAGAGAUGCUAAAGCUGAUCAAAAGGGACAGUGCAUUCUGCGAUCUCCAGGAUAGAAUCAAGUCAACUUUGUCAGCGAAAAGUCAAGGAAUAAGCUUCUUGGAGGAGAUAGAGGAAAGUCAUCCCCACGACCGAGAUCUCGCGCUACGCGCUUUCAAGUGGGUCCUGGCCGCACGAGAACCGCUUGCACGGGAAGCUCUACUCGAAGCAAUCCGCAUCAAUCCUGACGGUAUGGAUACAAAGUUGUGUGCCUCAAUUAGCGACGAUGCAUUGCUGGCAUUAUGCCGCAAUCUUUUAGUCAUCGAUUCCGAGCGCGACGUAUGGAGAGUAUCGCAUUUAUCGGUCGUAGAGUAUUUCGAGCUCCGUAAAAGCUGGACUCCUGCCGUCACUAACCUGAUGGUGGGCAAAGCGUGCUUGCUGUUUAUGUUGAGCGAAGCUUGGAAUGAGACCACGCACAAGUUUCCCCUCUAUAAUCUGGAAAAGACGCCCGAAUAUUCCUGCUUUACACGAACAUUCAUAUACUAUGUCUCCUGUUUCUGGCCAGAACAUAUUGCGAUCUUAGACCCUACCGGCCUGUCGACAGAGAACUUGUCUCCUGUAGUUGAGCUUCUGGAGAGGUUUCUUGGUGCUCCGCAGGAUAGCAGCGCGCAAAACCGGAUUUGGGCCCGAUGGUAUGAUAACAGUGUAAUGCCUUCUGAAUACUCUAUCUUGGCCGUGUGCAUAUUUGGAUUUCGCCAAGUAUCGGACUCAUGGUGGAAUAAUGGCGAGCUAGAUCUAGCCAGUACUAAUCACCACGGUCGAACCUACGUGCUGCUUGCUGCAGAAUAUGGCCAUAUCCAUAUUCUGCGGAUCCUUCUGGCAAAAGGUGGUACUGUUGGGAUACAAGGCGGCCUCAAAUCGACGCCAUUGAUCAAGGCUGCCGAGUAUGGACAUGUCGAAGUGGCCAGGUUUCUGCUGAAGGACGCUAAAGCGGACGUGAAUUCGCAGAUAGACGGGGUGUUUUGGCCUAGCCGAUGCGCAUUGGGAGCGGCCAUAAGUGAACGAAGUCUGGACAUGCUGCAGCUAUUAAUCUUUGAAGACCACGCAGAAGUGAACAUGCACUUGAAAUGCGAUGGCAGUCCAUUGGCUAUGGCAAGUCGUGAUGAUUGGUUGGAGGGCACGAAAUUCUUGGUGGAGCAAGGCGGAGCAGAUGUCGAUCUGGUUCUGCAAUACGGAUGGUGCGGUAGCGCCCUGGAUGCCGCUGCUAGAACCAACUCUUUGAAUACAUUGAAGUAUUUGGUGGGAGUUCAACGGGCAAAUGUGAACUUGCCCCUCCAGAUUGGUGAUUACGGGAGUGCAUUGGCGGCUGCCGUCAUGAAAGGAUAUCCAGAAUCUGUCCAAUAUUUGAUCGAGGUCGGAAAUGCUGAUGUCAACGUACCACUCUCGGGAGAAAAUGGUACUGUGUUGACAAUGGUAGUGAUGAAUUGGAGACUUGGACUCAUGGAGACUCGUCUCCUGAUUCAAUUGGCAAUGAGAGGACAACCCGGGGCUCCUCGUCGUUUCUGGUUUCCGCUGAGAGAUAUUGUCCGGGCUCUGCUUGCGGCAGGAGCCUCUGUUGUGUCAGAUAUUGGGGAUGGGGUAAUUGUGGAUGCAAUUGAAUGUUUCAAGAGCGAAACCUGGCUGAGAAAGAGGCCCGGAAUUAUGAUUGAUGCAGGGUGCUCGCUGACGGAUGCAUUUGGAAAGAAGAGGCUUAUAUUCGAUGAAGACGGUGCAAAGGACUCUUUGGAUAUGAAGAAAACGAGGGCGGUCGGGAAGGCCACGCUUGUUGAGCUACAAACGGCAAUGUGGCAGCAAUAUAAGAAUGGCACCCUUGGUAUUGAAGAAGCCAGAUACGUGGAACGGAUGUACCGUGAAGACAAUAUCCUGAAACUUUCUAAGAGGGAUCUGGACACAAUAUCGACGUAUUUCGACAAAGGUGUUAUAAUUUGA
This is a messenger RNA of Aspergillus neoniger CBS 115656, 3507 nucleotides long. Its product is annotated as ankyrin repeat domain-containing protein. The transcript has 5 exons. The coding region runs from base 1 to 3507 and encodes 1168 amino acids. Gene Ontology annotation, molecular function: protein binding. Lineage: Eukaryota; Fungi; Ascomycota; Eurotiomycetes; Eurotiales; Aspergillaceae. The record is from RefSeq and is a predicted model, not a curated record.